CACAUCAUGUCCAAGAAGGACGAGGACGGCGACUACAAUCCGUACGCGUCCAUAGACAAGAGCGCGGUCGUGCAGGAGGCGCGCCAGGCGUUCAACGAGACGACCAUCAACCCGCGUCGAUGCAAUCUCGUGCUCAACAAGCUGCUCUUCCUGCUGUAUAGCGGCGAGCCGCUUGGCACCACCGAGGCAACCGAGACCUUCUUUGCCAUCACAAAGCUCUUCCAGUGCAAAAAUAUUACCAUCCGACGGCUCGUUUACUUGGCCAUCAAGGAACUCGCCAAGGUCGCCAAUGACGUGAUUAUCGUCACGAGCAGUCUCACGAAGGACAUGACGGCCAAGGAGGACAUGUACCGGCCUGCGGCCAUUCGCGCCUUGUGCCGAAUCACAGAUAGCACCAUGCUCCAAGGCAUCGAGCGAUACAUGAAGCAAGCCAUUGUCGACCGCAACCCCGCGGUGAGCAGUGCCGCGCUUGUCUCGUCGUUGCACUUGCUCGGCAGCAACCAGGACAUCAUCAAGCGAUGGGUGAACGAGAUCACGGAGGCCCUGAACGGCAAGACGCUGAUGGCGCAGUACCACGCACUCGGCCUGCUGUACCACAUCAAGCAGCGCGAUCGCCUGGCCGUCACCAAGCUCGUCACCUCGCAGACCAAGGGCUCGCUUCGAUCGUCGCUGGCGUACUGCAACCUGAUCCGGUAUGCUGUCGGCUCGAUGCAAGACGACCCUGCCCUCUACAAUGAGCUGCUGCAGUUCCUCGAUCUCUGCCUGCGCCACAAGAGCGAGCUCGUCGUGUACGAGGCCGCGCGUGCCAUUUGCUCGCUGAAGAAUGUGACCAACAAGGACAUCAUCCCGGCCCUGAGCGUCAUGCAGCUCUUCCUCACGGCCCCCAAGUCCAUUAUGCGCUUUGCCGCCGUCCGCACGCUCAGCCAGGUCGCCAACCGCUACCCGACGGCUGUUGCUGUCACGAACAUUGAGCUUGAAAACCUCAUCCAGGACUCCAACCGCUCCAUUGCCACGCUUGCCAUCACGACGCUGCUCAAGACGGGUCGCGAAGCGAGCGUCGACCGUCUCAUGACUCAAAUCACUCCCUUCAUGUCGGAGAUUUCGGACGAGUUCAAGAUUGUUGUCAUUGAUGCCAUUCGCACCCUGUGUCUCAAGUUCCCGCAAAAGCACAUUGUCGUGCUCGACUUUCUGUCGGCCGUCUUCCGCGACGACGGCUCGUUCGAGUACAAGAAGGCGAUUGUGGACACCAUCACAUCCAUCAUCCACGAAAUCCCCGCUGCGCGCGAAAUUGCGCUCAACCACCUCGCCGAAUUUGUGGAAGACUGCGAGCACCCCGCGCUGUCCGCUCGCGCUCUGCACAUGCUCGGCCGCCUGGCGCCCCAGAGCUCCUUCCCCUCGCGCUACGUGCGCAUCAUUUACAACCGCGUCGUGCUUGAGAGCCCCAUCGUUCGCGCUGCUGCCGUCAGCUCGCUCGCCAAGUUUGCUGUCAGCCCCAACAGCUCCAACCUGGCGCCCAUGAUUAUUGCCCUGCUUUCGCGCUGUCUGCACGACACGGACGACGAAGUUCGUGAUCGCGCGGCCUUCUACCUCCGCGUGCUGAGCUCGGACGAGGCCCACGUCAAGUCGUUCAUCAUGAGCGACCUGCCGUACUCGAUCACCGCCCUCGAGCGCUCGCUCGUCGACUACCUCAAAAACCCGAGCGCCACGCCCUUCAAUCUCAAAACGGUGCCGCUCCAGGCUCCGUCGGCCAAGCCCGAGUUCUCCAAGGCCGACAUUAUGGCAGGAGUUGUCCCCAGCUCGGCCGCUGUCGCUGGCUCGGCCGCCGCGCUCGCCGCUGCCGGUGGCAUUGCUGCCGUCGGUGGUGCUGCGGGCAUCAACCUCUCGGCUGCCCAGCAGCAAGAUCGCAACGCCGCACGUCUGGCGGCCCACCCUGAGCUCGGCCAGCUUGGCCCGCUCUUCCGCAGCUCCAAGCCGACACCACUUACCGAGGCUGAGACCGAGUAUGUCGUGUCCUGCACCCGACACAUUUUCUCGAGGGCUGUCGUCUUUGAGUACGAGCUCACAAACACGCUCAACGACCAGCUGCUCGAGGAUGUCAAGGUUCAACUCGACUGCCCCGACGGCUUCAUUGUUCGCAAGGUCAUUCCUGCCAAGUCUCUCCCCUAUGGCAAGCCCGCGUUCAGCUAUGUUGUUGUGGAGUUGCCCCAGGAUCCCAAGAUUGUCUCGGGAACCUUCUCCAACACACUCAAGUUCCUCGUCAAGGACUGCGACCCGAACACGGGCGAGCCGGACGACGAACAGGGCUACCCCGACGAGUACCUUGUUGAGGAUGUCGAACUGCAAGUCUCAGACCAGGUGGUUCCGAUCGAAUUCCCUGACUUUGCCGCUGCUUGGAACGCAUUGCCACAAGACUCGGAGGUGUCGGACACGUUCGAGCUGGCUUCCAUGAAGUCUCUGGAAGAGGCUGUUUCGACUGUUAUUGGCUUCCUGGGUCUUUUCUCGUGCGGACGGCCGCAGCCAAACGCGUCAAAGUCGGCACAAGCCCUGCAACUGUCGGGUGUCUUCCGUGGUGGAGAUCAGGUGCUUGUCAAUGCCAAGCUCCUGUUCAAGGGUCCCGGCGAAGGCGUUGCCAUGCAAUUGACUGUGCGGAGCUCCAAUUUGCAAACAAGCGAAAUCAUUGCAUCGGCUGUCGGGUGAGGCAGAUGCCUUUGGGUCUCCCAUGUGCUAUGCUCUGAGCGCGUCUUCUUGCAGCGUACUCAUUGUUAUUAUUUUGAGUUUGUGGCAACGUGUGUUUUCGGUUUUUUUUUUUCCCCGUGUCCCUUGUCGUUGUUCCUUAUAAAGUUUCUUUUGGUGUG
Capsaspora owczarzaki ATCC 30864 is the source of this 2855-nucleotide messenger RNA. Its product is annotated as coatomer subunit gamma-2. Gene Ontology annotation, biological process: intra-Golgi vesicle-mediated transport; intracellular protein transport; organelle transport along microtubule. Gene Ontology annotation, molecular function: structural molecule activity. The record is from RefSeq and is a predicted model, not a curated record. NCBI's taxonomy places the organism in Eukaryota, Filasterea, Ministeriida, Capsasporidae. The coding region runs from base 7 to 2697 and encodes 896 amino acids. The transcript is spliced from 6 exons. Gene Ontology annotation, cellular component: endoplasmic reticulum-Golgi intermediate compartment; endoplasmic reticulum; COPI vesicle coat.